This is a messenger RNA of Colias croceus (clouded yellow), 3833 nucleotides long. RefSeq names its product endoplasmic reticulum transmembrane helix translocase. Gene Ontology annotation, molecular function: ATP binding; ATP hydrolysis activity; P-type ion transporter activity. Lineage: Eukaryota; Metazoa; Arthropoda; Insecta; Lepidoptera; Pieridae. Gene Ontology annotation, cellular component: endoplasmic reticulum membrane. Bases 149 to 3643 code for a protein of 1164 amino acids. The record is from RefSeq and is a predicted model, not a curated record. The transcript has 10 exons. Gene Ontology annotation, biological process: intracellular calcium ion homeostasis.
ACAGGUUAUUUGAAAUCAGUAUUUGUGAAUUUUUAAUUCAUUCUUUGACUUUAUUUAUGCACGACAUAUUAUGUUAAGCCAUGAACAUAGAGAUAUUUUCUAAAUAACUCUUGCAUUCAAACAUAUUGUUUAAUACAGAGUUUGAAAAAUGGUACUCAACAAGCAAUCGUCAUUAGACGAUUUAGUCCAAUACACACAGUUGUUUAAGCCGGUGGCGACUGUUUUACAAGGAACUAUAUUGCCCUUUUUGAUUAUUUAUCCUAUCAUUUUCUACUGCUGGAUAUUUGUAUAUGGUUUCAAUGAGAAUUUCGAAGCAGGGUUUGUAACAGUUGCUGUUGUGGCAACUAUUCAAAUUUUGAUUUGCCUUUGCUGUUAUUGGAGUGUUCAUAUACAAUGUUUCCUGUCUUGUUCACCAGAAAGUGAUCCUAUAAGAGCUGAAAUUGUUAAAGUAGUUCCAACAUCUAAUAAUGGUUUUCCAGAAAUUGUUAGACUACAUCAUACAAAGUCAACAAAAAAAGGCAGUCCCACUCCAGAUGUAUGGUUUGUGUUUCAAAAAAGCAAAUAUCUAUAUGAUUGGGAUAAGAAGUCUUUUCACACUGUUGAAUUUCCAGUCAACAAAACUUAUGAAGAAUACUUGGAAUCUAAGGGCUACUUGGAUGAUGAGUCUUUGGAAAUUGCGGAGAAGGAGUUUGGCAAAAAUGAAAUGAUUAUGGUGGUUCCUGAAUUCAUGGAACUAUUCAAAGAAAGGGCCACUGCCCCGUUUUUUGUAUUCCAAGUUUUCUGUGUUGCUCUAUGGUGUCUGGAUAAGUAUUGGUACUAUUCUAUAUUCACUCUUGUGAUGUUGGUCAUGUUUGAGUGCACACUGGUACAACAGCAGUUGAGAAACAUGGCAGAAAUAAGGAAAAUGGGAAAUAAGCCAUACAACAUCAACAUCUAUAGAAAUAGAAGGUGGCGACAAAUAAUGAGUGACCAAUUACUACCAGGUGAUAUAGUUUCCUUGACACGCUCUGGUAAUGAUAAUUUAGUUCCAUGUGACAUUGUUUUAAUAAGAGGUUCUUGUAUUGUUGAUGAAUCCAUGUUGACUGGUGAAAGUGUACCCCAAAUGAAAGAACCCCUGGAAAAUGACAAAGACACAAAACAGAAUUUAGACCCUGAAGGUGAUGGUAAACUGCACAUGCUUUUUGGUGGUACCAAAAUAGUACAACAUUCCUCACCAAGCAAGAAUGUAACAUCUGCUCUGAAAGCUCCAGACAAUGGCUGUAUUGGUUAUGUUGUACGCAAUGGAUUUAACACAUCACAGGGAAAGCUUUUGAGAACAAUUCUCUUUGGAGUUAAAAGAGUAACUGCAAACAAUUUGGAAACAUUUGGUUUUAUACUCUUCCUAUUAAUUUUCGCAAUUGCUGCUGCAGCAUAUGUGUGGAUAAAAGGAUGCGAAGACCCUGAGAGAAACAGAUAUAAACUAUUUUUAGAAUGUACUUUGAUAUUGACAUCUGUAGUGCCUCCAGAACUACCUAUAGAAUUAUCUUUAGCUGUGAAUACUUCUUUAUUGUCACUGUCUAAGUUAGCAGUGUUUUGCACAGAGCCAUUUAGAAUCCCGUUUGCUGGCAAAGUUGAAAUUUGCUGUUUUGAUAAGACAGGCACAUUGACUAGUGACAACCUUGUUGUUGAAGGUGUUGCUGGUGUUGGGGAUCAUACAGAUGCUACUGUAAUACCACUUUCAGAAGCACCUAUGGAAACUAUUCAAGUACUAGCAUCUUGCCAUUCUCUAGUUCAACUGGAUGAUGGUGUAGUGGGAGAUCCUUUGGAAAAAGCAACUCUGAAAGCUGCAGAGUGGAAUUUAACCAAGGGAGAUGCUGUUGUGCCAAAAAAAGGAAAGUCCCCAGGCCUUAAAAUUGUACACAGAAAUCAUUUUGCCAGUGCUUUGAAGAGAAUGUCAGUAGUGGCCAGUUAUCAGGUCAAUGAAAGAGGUUUUGUAGAAUCACAUUAUAUUAGCAGUGUGAAAGGUGCACCUGAAACUAUAAAGACAAUGCUGAAGGAAGUUCCUGAACAUUAUGACCAUGUCUACUUGACUUUGUCAAGAAGGGGGGCUCGAGUUUUGGCACUGGGUUAUAGAAACUUAGGAAAAUUGAAUUCUCAAGAAGUGAGGGAGUUAUCUAGAGAGGAUGUUGAAUCAGAUUUGACAUUUGUUGGGUUUGUCAUUAUAUCUUGUCCCUUGAAAACUGAUUCUAAAAAGGCUAUUGCUGAAAUAGUGAAUGCAUCUCAUUCUGUAGUGAUGAUUACUGGUGACAACCCUCUAACUGCUUGUCAUGUAGCUAAAGAGCUCAAAUUUACGCAAAAAGACGAAGUUCUUAUUCUGACCAAAGGAGAUGAUGAUUGGAGUUGGAAAUCAAUAAAUGAUAAUGUUGAUCUCUCUGUUCAACCAUUUAAAACAUCCAAAGAAUUGACUACCAAAUAUGAUCUGUGCAUAACUGGAGAGGGGCUUACAUUCCUGAUUGAGAAUCACUAUAAGUUUCUAUUAGAGAUUAUACCAUCUAUCAAAGUGUUUGCGAGAUUUGCACCAAAGCAGAAAGAAUUUGUCAUAGUUACAUUGAAAUCACUGGGAUAUGUGACAUUAAUGUGUGGUGAUGGUACAAAUGAUGUUGGUGCCUUGAAACAUGCUGAUGUGGGUGUGGCCAUAUUAGCCAACGCUCCCGAGCGUCCACGGGAAAAACCUCGUGAACUGCCACCUCCAGAGUUGGAGAUCCGUAGACCCCCAGGUCCUCGUGACCCUCGCGCGGAGGCCAGGGCUGAAGCAGCAGCUCGUCUCCGGAGAGCCAUGAAGAAGCUAGAGGAGGAAGACCAGCCCCAGAUCGUGAGACUUGGUGACGCUAGUGUAGCCGCACCGUUUACUAGCAGACUAUCGAGUAUUUUUUGUAUAUGUCACAUCAUCAAACAAGGACGCUGUACACUGGUCACAACACUGCAAAUGUUCAAGAUCUUGGCUCUAAACGCACUGAUAUUGGCCUACAGUCAAUCUGUAUUGUAUUUGGACGGUAUCAAGUUUAGUGAUACGCAGGCAACCCUGCAGAGUUUAUUGCUAGCGUCGUGUUUCCUGUUCAUAUCACGGUCUAAGCCACUAAAACAACUGUCGAAGCAGCGCCCUCUACCGAACAUUUUCAACAUGUAUACAGUAAUGACGGUACUUUCACAAUUCGCUGUUCACUUCGUCUGUCUCAUAUAUUUGGUGCGGGAAGCGACAUUGCGGUCUCCGGAUAGAGAUACAACACCAAAACUCGACAUGGACCUGGCUGAAGAUGAAGAGCGUCCGUUCCAACCAGAUCUGCUCAACAGCACUGUGUACAUCAUAUCAAUGGCGUUGCAAAUAUCUACGUUCGCUAUCAAUUAUAGAGGUGAGCCGUUCAUGGAAGGUCUGCGCGACAACAAGCCGCUAUUGUACAGUAUCUUAAUAUCUGGUGGAGCGGUGCUGGCGCUGGCCGCUGGCAUCUUCCCAGAUCUGAGUAAUAUGUUCGAGAUCGUGUAUUUCCCACCCGAUUAUCGACUAAUUUUAGUACAAGUACUGAUAGAGGACAUGCUGUUCGCGUACUUAGCGGACCGCGUGUGUCUAUGGUUGUUCGGUGAAGGGAGGGGCUACGUAUCAACGUAGCAUAGACAAGGGCACGCACACAUCGAUAUUUAAAGAAAAUAAUUUAUUUUAUAUACAUUUCCAAGGGUAUGUCACUUUCACACUGUAUUGGUGUGAGUGUUUGUGACAACCCGCUCAAAUAAGAUGUGCAUUUAAUGUGUGGAUGUGUCAGUGGUAUUUUAUUUAUGGUAAUAAAUGUGUAGUUAAUUGU